CUAUGCGCAAUUGCUCAAGUAUGACGUUGUAGUGGGCGGUGGUCGUGACGGUGGCGUAGGGGUUGGUGGAUUUCUCCUAUGAGACUAGGUGGCAACUCCUACAAUACAGGUAGAUACGGUCUUGGUUGCGACUCCGUGGUCACGCAGGUGGCCAUUUAGCCAUUGCCGACCUGGUUCAGCGACCUCGGAACAUCCAGAGGAGGCAACGUGAUGGGCUUUGAUAACUGGUUGACCGAUGCUGGAAUCCUUUGGUUGACCCAGGCAAGAGUCAAGACGGAAGAACAAGAAGCAAUCGCCCGAGUGCUUCUCAGCACCCAGGCCGCUGAAAUUGAAGACUUGGCCAAAUCGCUUGGCGCUGAUCUGGGUUGGCGUUGUCUCAACUACGCGGAUGCUAGCCAUGAUCCGCUAUCAAGCUAUGGGAGCUGCGCAUCCCCAAUUCAUUCGUGAUGUCGCAACUUAGUAUGAUCCUGAUGGUGUAUUUCAAGCGCGGGUUCCUGAUGGCUUUAAG
This is a messenger RNA of Truncatella angustata, 508 nucleotides long. RefSeq lists its product as uncharacterized. NCBI's taxonomy places the organism in Eukaryota, Fungi, Ascomycota, Sordariomycetes, Amphisphaeriales, Sporocadaceae. The transcript has 2 exons. Bases 211 to 447 code for a protein of 78 amino acids. The record is from RefSeq and is a predicted model, not a curated record.